This is a messenger RNA of Papilio polytes (common Mormon), 1063 nucleotides long. It is a transcript of the gene RfC4, whose product is annotated as replication factor C subunit 2. Gene Ontology annotation, biological process: DNA repair; DNA-templated DNA replication. The transcript is spliced from 5 exons. The record is from RefSeq and is a predicted model, not a curated record. Bases 107 to 1063 code for a protein of 318 amino acids. Gene Ontology annotation, molecular function: DNA binding; DNA clamp loader activity; ATP hydrolysis activity. Lineage: Eukaryota; Metazoa; Arthropoda; Insecta; Lepidoptera; Papilionidae. Gene Ontology annotation, cellular component: DNA replication factor C complex; nucleus.
UGUCAAAUUGACAUUUUCAUCGUCGUUUACCGUCGAUUUCCAAAUCAAACAAUUCUUUGCGCGCGUUUUGUUUAUUACUUAAACUAUUAAAUUAACUUUAUUUAAAAUGAAUGACGACGAUGUGAUAUUAAUGGAAGUAGACGAAACAGAACCAAAAGUCGAAAAAGCGGUUGUGGGGCCGAGUAAACCACUUGGAUUGCUACCAUGGAUAGAAAAGUACAGGCCGCAAACUUUUGAAGACAUUGUCGGCAACGAGGACACUGUGUCGCGAUUGGCGGUGUUCGCGCGCACGGGCAACGCGCCUAACAUCAUAAUCGCAGGUCCUCCAGGUGUCGGCAAGACGACAACGAUCUUAUGCCUAGCUCGAGCUCUGCUCGGUGCAGCAUUCCGCGACGCUGUGCUCGAGCUGAACGCGUCCAACGACCGCGGCAUUGACGUCGUACGCAAUAAAAUUAAAAUGUUCGCACAACAAAAGGUGACGCUGCCUGCCGGGCGGCACAAGAUAGUGAUCCUGGACGAGGCGGACAGCAUGACGGAAGGGGCGCAGCAGGCGCUGCGGCGCACCAUGGAACUGUACGCCAACACGACGCGGUUUGCGCUCGCUGCCAACAACAGCGAGCGCAUCAUCGAGCCCAUACAGUCUCGCUGCGCCGUGCUGCGCUACUCGCGGCUCACCGACGCACAGAUACUCGCCAAGGUAAUAGAAGUGUGCAGGAAGGAAGAUUUAUCAUACACAGAGGAGGGUGUGAAUGCAGUAGUGUUCACAGCGCAGGGUGAUUUGCGUUCGGCACUCAACAACCUGCAGGCGACAGCGCAGGCCGGCCGCCACGUUAGCCCCGAUAACGUUUUCCGUGUGUGUGAUGAGCCGCACCCCAUGCUGGUGCGCACCAUGCUGGAGGCCUGGCUUACAAGGUGCUGCACUAUCAUCACUGUUAUAUUACUAUUUGCAGUGAUAGCGAAGCUCAUAAAGCAGGGAUAUGCUGCAGAGGACAUAGUGAGCAACAUAUUCCGCGUGUGCAAGACGCUGGCAGUGGGGGAGGAGCUGCGGCUGGGGCUAAGAUGA